Messenger RNA from Schistosoma guineensis, 1424 nucleotides. NCBI's taxonomy places the organism in Eukaryota, Metazoa, Platyhelminthes, Trematoda, Strigeidida, Schistosomatidae. The record is from the annotation of a GenBank genome assembly.
UUUUCCAUUUUAUGGUACGAUGUAGUAUGCUUGAUUGGUAUAUAAACAAAGUAUGUUUGAAAUAUAAUGAUUCAUAUCUCCGAGGCUGUAGCUUGUCUUCUGGACUCAACUAACUGGGCUAGACAGGGAAGCAGGAUCAAUCAGAACCCUAGGUCGUUCUACGUGUUUGUGCGUUUUUGGUCCGAUCAAUAAUUUGCCCCCCUUAAUACGCAGCAAAUAAUUUUUCAGUCAUAACAAUUGGCGACGGGGUAGAGAAAAUUUUGAACCCUCUAAUUGGACGAGAUUCAGCAUAAUUAUUCUGACCAAUCAGCAUCCAGAUUGUCAUCAGCGUCCUUGAUCAACAUUGGUCAUUAUUCCUACAGUUAAUUUUCAUGCCUGGUGCAGAAAAGAAAAAAAAUGACUACCUUUUCCGAUCAAUUACAGCUUCUACUUGAGCAACAACAGCAGUGUUUCAAAAAUAGCCAGUUGAAUUUUUUAGAAAAUUUACGCACACUGUUGGUAAAUUUUCCAUGUUUCGGAAAUGCAACAGAAGUUGAGAAGUUCAUUUCUCAUCUGCAGACUGAUCUGGAAAACAACUGCAGAACAUAUGAAGCUGCCUAUAAAAACCUCUGUGAAUCCCGGACGACCAAUGAUGUAAACGAGAAAGUCAUUCAUGAUCCGCCCAGUUGUCCAGAAAUGUCAAAUUCGGAGACAUUCCCUGUCGUGGGUUCAAAUCCCACUGUUCCUGAAACGUGUACAGACAAUGAUGUACCCAGCUCACAGGAAGAUCUCUCAUUAAAUGCUCAUAAAUUAAUUGCAGUACCCGCCCACAACGGAACAGGGAACGAAUCGUGCAGUACACUGAAUCCAGCUGUUUCAAAUGGUCCUCAUCAGUCAACAACAGAAGAUUGUAGUGAAUCUUAUUAUCUAGAUCCUCUUGUACCAGAAAAUGUGAUAGAUGCAUCAAAUGAUGAUCAGAAAUCUAAAACAAUUUUGAUAGAUGUUGAUUAUCUCAGUGAUCAACUGUUUACAAAUGAGACUUUCAACAAAUCCCAUGAUAAUGUUCCAGAAGAAUCAAACGUUGAUGACCUCAUAUCAAGCGACAUUGAUCCCCACUAUUUAAUCACUUUUAGUGACUUCUCUGUUCCAUGUGACAAUUAUGUGUUAAAUAAAGUCAAAUUAAUUCUAACUUGGGAAUAUGAGGACCCAACAUUAUUUCGUGGGGGAGGAUGAACCAGAAAAUUUCAAAAUCCGGAUAUCAACUCCGGAUCUUCAAAAAAAAGGGGAGGUGUUGUGGAUGCAGAGGAAUAGACCAAUAAUUAUCAUGUUAAGUCCAAUGGUGUCCUUGGACUUUAAAUGGACAUUUUCUAUUGGUCGAUAUCUGUUCACUUGUUCAAUAUUGUACAAAAUGUUGUUUUCCAUUUUAUGGUACGAUGUAGUAUGCU